GGAGUGUAGUUGAGUAGAAAGCAAGCAAAAGAAAAAUUUCAACUUUGGUCCUUCUUUUGGGAUGUCAAGGCAAGCAUCUAUGCCUUGUUAGUUUUGGCAAUUGUGUAGAUACUACACCUACACCAUGAACUUUGCCCCAACACACCCUGACACAGACAAAAUUGUAAACAAGAAGAAAGCGUACACGUAACCACGAGUGGCAAAGUCAUAGACUUUAUAAUAUUGUAGGAAUUAAGAAGAAAUUAUGCACAAGAUACUAAAAAUUCUUUGUUUCUUUGUUGCUUAUAUUAUGACUUAAAAGGGUGUGUCAUUCUCCAUGAAUUUGUUGCAACCGUUGAACUUGAGAAAAUCAUCUCUCCAAGUGAGUUCCAAACCAACAGAAUUCUCUAUAGAUCACAAGUAAUAUACGAGGAGGAUCAUGAAAAUACCAGCUGAUCGUCACUCUAUGCUAUACGUUUUAAGUUUUGUUUUGUAUCUCGGAGCUUUCUUCAUAAUAUAUACUGAUGCUAGAAAAUUAAAUGGAAUGUCAGAAAGUUCACAAGAAAUUACAGAAUCAUCUGAAAUCAAUGGCUUGAAACGGUUCGACGUAUAUUUACCUUCAUCAGAUUUGUCCAAUUCAGGACCCUAUAGUGUCAGUUCCCCUUUCAAUUUACCACCUUAUGAUUCUCUUCCUCCAGUACCGAAUACACCUACUCCUUUUUGUGUUAAUCCACCUCCAGCCAAUGGCAAUUCUGGUAGUAGAGGCCCAAUUGUAAAUCCACCCCCAAGCCCAUCAUCAUCCACUAUCAUUCCUAGCCCACCCCAAUCAUCUCUUCCUCCCAUAAUCAAUCCCAAUACACCAAUUAUUAGCCCACCACGAUAUUUUGUACCUAAUCCUCCCACAUAUGUUCCUAGCCCAACACAACCCAUUUUUAGUCCGCCUUAUUAUUAUGAGCCAAGUCCACCUAGUUAUAUCCCAAUUAACCCACCCACUGGGCUUUUCUUACCACCAGUGGUAUAUCCACCACCAACAGUGCCUCCGCCUCUGCACAUUGUCCCUGCUAUGGCUCUGUGGUGUGUGGCAAAGCCAUCAGUACCUGACCCUAUUAUCCAAGAAUCCAUGAACUAUGCAUGUGCAUCUGGAGCAGAUUGUGAUCAAAUUCAACCUAAUGGAUCAUGUUAUCAGCCUGAUACUUUAUUUGCGCAUGCCUCUUAUGCCUUUAAUAGCUAUUGGCAGAGAACUAAAGUGGCUGGUGGCACUUGUGACUUCGGAGGGACAGCCAUACUUGUCACUGUAGAUCCUAGUUUCGAUGGAUGCCAAUUCAUCUACUACUGAUCACUAAAUGAAACAGAAAGGAAACGACUACACAAGGCGAUAUUAGGUUAUUUAUUCAUUUUUCUUGCAUACUGUUUAGAGAAUUUCAAGUCAAAUAAGACUGGUUUUGUAAUUUUGAAAAUGAUUUUCAGGUGGAUGUAGUGUUUGGACUACUCCAAUUCCUUCCGUCUUGGAACAUGUCCUUUCCUGAAUUUCAAAUGUAAAUGAAAAAACAUCAUUUGGAUUCUACUUUA
Molecule: messenger RNA, 1548 nt
Organism: Capsicum annuum
Lineage: Eukaryota; Viridiplantae; Streptophyta; Magnoliopsida; Solanales; Solanaceae
Product: extensin
Exons: 4
Coding region: 419-1315 (298 amino acids)
Source: RefSeq, a predicted model, not a curated record